Messenger RNA from Lucilia sericata (common green bottle fly), 2727 nucleotides. It is a transcript of the gene AhcyL1, whose product is annotated as adenosylhomocysteinase-like 1. The coding region runs from base 977 to 2488 and encodes 503 amino acids. Gene Ontology annotation, biological process: L-methionine cycle. Gene Ontology annotation, cellular component: cytosol. NCBI's taxonomy places the organism in Eukaryota, Metazoa, Arthropoda, Insecta, Diptera, Calliphoridae. The record is from RefSeq and is a predicted model, not a curated record. The transcript has 2 exons.
AUUUUUUAACUUUUUCCGACAUCGCCAGCAGAAAAGUUUGUCCCAAACAAAUAAAAGUAUUUUUGAGUAUAAAUAUUUUAUUUACUUUUCAUUUGUUAAACACCACGUUAAAGAUAAAUAUAUCAGUUAUUUAUUUUCAUUAUUUCGGUGUAAACGUAAGCGUUCUUUCUUUUACCACAAAUAGUUUUUUUUUUUUUAUUUUUUCAUACAACUGCAUGAGAGUUCGUGAGUGUGUGUGUGUGGUUUUUUUUUCGGUGACAAAUAACCAAAAACAAAAAAAUUACAAGAAAAAUAUAAAUUUGUUCUGGAAAUAAAUUUAAUUUCGCAGUCAUAAACAAAGUAGUUAUCGGUUGCUCGUAUCUUGUAUUUGAAAUAUCACACACUGCAUUGAACCUCUCUUCACCUCAACACUCCACCCCCGGGAACAAUCAUAUUAACCAGCCGCCAGUCAGCCAGCAGCUACAAAAGAUAUUUGACUCUAUUCUACAACCAACCAGCUUGAUGUCGUAUUGUUAUUGUUGUAAUUUUUUCAAGCUCCAUUCAUUUUUGUUUUGUUUUAAUUGACACAAUUGAAGUGGGUCCCGUCCCGUACGAACAAACGAACGAAGGGAAAAGCGAAUAUUAAAACACAAACAAUACAAUACUACUACUAGCGUUUUUGUUGUAGAAAGGAAAAAAGCAAAAACAAAUUCUGAAAAAAGAGACUCAAGUACAACGAAUAAAACGAAGAAAAAAUUAAUUUUUAUAAAACAUUUAAUAGACAACAACACGUCACGUGAGCAUUACGUGAGCAAAGAAAGGAGAAAAAUAACAUAUUUGCGGAUAAAAACAAAAAGCCAAGAACUCUUUUUUUUAUAAUUUUUAUAAAUUUAAAUAAAGUCUAGCACAAACAGCUGUUGACUUUUUGGCUGGUGACACAAGCAGCAAUUAGCCAUUAGUUCGUCAAUUAUACCGCAUUAAAAACAUAGAAAUCAACAUGAACAAUUUGUCGGAUGCCCCCGUACCAGAUCCUGGCUCUGGUGCUGAUAAAAAAGAAGCCAAACAAUCAAGUGCUUUAAAGAAAACCAGCCGCUAUCGUAGUCGUUCAUUGUCUGCUUCAUCCACCGAUUCAUUUUCAUCUGCCUCCUACACAGGCAGCAGUUCGGAUGAUGGUGAUGAUGUACCACCACGAGAAAAAGUCCAAAAGAACUCUAAAGGUUGUUCUGAUUUUUGUGUACGCAACAUUAAUCAAAAUGCCUUUGGCCGGCGUGAAAUUGAAAUUGCCGAACAGGAGAUGCCCGGCAUUAUGGCAUUGAGAAAACGUGCUGCCGACGAUAAGCCGCUAAAGGAUGCGAAAAUUGUUGGUUGCACUCAUAUUAAUGCCCAGACGGCGGUCCUAAUUGAGACAUUGAUUGAUUUGGGUGCCUCUGUGCGUUGGGCUGCAUGCAAUAUUUAUUCAACACAGAACGAAGUUGCUGCCGCCUUGGCCGAAGCUAACAUUCCAAUUUUCGCCUGGCGUGGCGAAACCGAAGAAGAUUUCUGGUGGUGCAUUGAUCGUUGUGUUAAUGCUGAAAACUGGCAACCCAAUAUGAUACUAGACGAUGGUGGCGAUGCCACACACUUAAUGUUGAAAAAAUAUCCAACCAUGUUUAAAUUGGUCAAAGGUAUUGUGGAGGAGAGUGUUACCGGUGUACACCGUCUCUAUCAACUGUCGAAGGCGGGCAAACUGACCGUACCGGCCAUGAAUGUUAAUGAUUCGGUAACAAAAACUAAAUUUGAUAAUCUUUAUAGUUGCAAAGAGUCCAUAUUGGACAGUUUGAAACGUUCGACAGAUGUGAUGUUUGGUGGCAAACAGGUGGUCGUCUGUGGCUAUGGCGAUGUGGGCAAAGGUUGUGCUCAAGCUUUAAAGGGUCAAGGUUGUAUUGUUUAUAUAACUGAGAUAGAUCCUAUAUGUGCUUUACAGGCUAGUAUGGAUGGUUUUCGGGUGGUGAAACUUAAUGAGGUAAUACGCAAUGUUGACAUUGUGGUCACUGCCACUGGCAAUAAGAAUGUAGUGGUGCGUGAGCAUAUGGAUAAAAUGAAAAAUGGUUGUAUUAUUUGCAAUAUGGGCCAUUCGAAUACGGAAAUCGAUGUAAAUAGUUUACGUACUCCGGAUUUGACCUGGGAAAAGGUACGCUCCCAAGUGGAUCAUAUUAUAUGGCCAGAAGGUAAAUAUAUUAUCUUAUUGGCCGAAGGACGUUUGGUCAAUCUUUCUUGUUCCAGUAUACCAUCAUUUGCUGUGUCAAUUACAUCUGCCACCCAAGCAUUAGCUUUAAUUGAACUCUUCAAUGCACCACCCGGACGCUACAAGUCCGACGUUUAUUUGUUGCCCAAGAAAAUGGAUGAAUAUGUAGCCAGUUUACAUUUACCCACAUUCGAUGCUCAUUUAACCGAGUUAACUGAUGAGCAGGCUAAAUAUAUGGGUCUUAAUAAGGCGGGUCCCUUUAAACCCAAUUAUUAUCGUUAUUAAAUCAACCGUAACAACAACAGUUGGUAAAAAUGUAGUGUUUAGAAGAUGAAAGAAAAGAAAAUAAAAUGGUUAAGCACCGGCGCACAGGCUUACAAAAAGGCACUCAAUAAAUUUAAACAAGAAAACAAUAAAAUAAACUAUUUACCACUGCAGACGACACUAGACAAUGAAAAUAUAUAACAAACAAAUAAACUUCUACUACUACAUACUGAUUAAAUCAUGAACAUGUAAGAAUUUAA